AUGCAGUGUUUACGGUUUGCUCAUGUCAAAACGACUUCAUUCGUCCGUAGUCUUUCUCCUUUCCUAUACCCAGGAUUUGCUGGCUUCGAGGACGAUCCCUGUAUAGCUGAACAGAUAACAGAGCCCACUUCCAUUGCUUUCAUGUCUAUUGAGGACAGCAUGAGCCACUAUGGUGUUGAGGGAGAACCGGCUAGAAUGGUAACAUGCGUGCCAUUCCUUGUUACUUCAUCAAGCUCGUGGUUGGAUCUGAACGAUCUACUUGACAAAGAAUUCCACGGGCAUAUUGCAUCGUGCAUGAGAUUGUGGGAUAUCGUGACUACUAUUGCGUCACGCUAUUUGCGUUGCGACAUAUUUGCUCAUGAUUCAACUAUGACUGGCUGA
Messenger RNA from Aspergillus niger, 381 nucleotides. RefSeq lists its product as hypothetical. NCBI's taxonomy places the organism in Eukaryota, Fungi, Ascomycota, Eurotiomycetes, Eurotiales, Aspergillaceae. The record is from RefSeq and is a predicted model, not a curated record. The transcript is spliced from 3 exons. Bases 1 to 381 code for a protein of 126 amino acids.